Messenger RNA from Salvelinus sp. IW2-2015, 1040 nucleotides. Lineage: Eukaryota; Metazoa; Chordata; Actinopteri; Salmoniformes; Salmonidae. The record is from RefSeq and is a predicted model, not a curated record.
AUGACCUCCAACACUGACAAUCGUCAAGACGGCCCAGGUCCAGUUCUCUCCAGGAUAUCAGCGAGCACCUCCGAGGAGGAUGUUCUCUGUCCUACUCCACCUCUGCCCCCUGGACCUGAUUCUCAGUACGAGAGAAUUGGAGGCCAAACAGGGACUUCGUUUUUACAGACCCUGAUCCACCUCCUGAAGGGGAACAUCGGUACAGGGCUGUUAGGCCUACCUCUGGCUGUCAGGAACGCAGGCCUUGUGGCUGUUAGGACUACCUCUGGCUGUCAGGAACGCAGGCCUUGUGUUAGGACCUCUGAGUCUGUUUGCCAUGGGGAUAAUAGCAGUCCACUGUAUGAACCUGCUUGUAAUGUGUUCCCACCACCUCAGUGUAAAGUUGACAAGCCCUUUCUGGACUAUGGUGAUGCUGUGCAGUAUGGUAUGGAGAAUGUCUCGUGGCUGAGAAGGUACUCAAUAUGGGGGAGGCGGAUAGUUAACGUGUUUCUGAUCACCACCCAGCUGGGUUUCUGCUGUGUCUACUUCGUCUUCCUCAGUGACAACAUCAAACAGGUGGUGGAAGCUUCUAACGGGACAACCAUGAACUGCRACAACAACCAGACGGCUGUGACCGUCCCCAGCUUUGACUCCCGUCUCUACAUGUUGUGUUUCCUGCCAGCUGUUAUACUCCUGGUGUUCACCCGCAACRUGAAGUACCUGGCKCCCCUCUCUCUGGCAGCCAACCUGGCCAUGUGUGCUAGUCUGGUCCUCAUCUACUUCUUCUGCUUCACGAACAUCCCAAAUCAUAUCAGCCUGCCGAUGGUGGGUCAUGCCAAAGACUACCCUCUCUUCUUUGGAACGGCCAUCUUUGCUUUCGAGGGGAUAGGAGUGGUCCUGCCCCUGGAGAACAAGAUGCAGAAGCCUCAGAGUUUCAAUAUGGUUCUAUAUCUGGGAAUGGGCAUCGUCACCUUCCUCUAUAUCAGCUUGGGGACCAUAGGGUACAUCACCUUUGGAGAGGCCAUAGGGGGAAGUGUCACCCUUAACUUACCCAACUGCUG